Molecule: messenger RNA, 915 nt
Organism: Melampsora larici-populina 98AG31
Lineage: Eukaryota; Fungi; Basidiomycota; Pucciniomycetes; Pucciniales; Melampsoraceae
Exons: 2
Coding region: 1-915 (304 amino acids)
Cellular component (GO): nucleus; cytoplasm
Molecular function (GO): tRNA-specific adenosine-34 deaminase activity
Source: RefSeq, a predicted model, not a curated record
AUGAUAUCUAAAUUAUUUGAAUUUAUAAAAUCAUUAAACUUUAAUAAAAUCGAAUCAAUAAAUCAUUUAAAAUCAAUCAAACCAUUCCCAAAAGAAUGUAAUCGUAAAGGUUCAACCAUUUUAAUUUGUCCAACGAGUUUGAUUUCAUACCAAGAACUAACUUCAAAACUUCAAACUCAAAUCACACUAAUCCCAUUAAUUUCAAGUUCAACACCAUAUAGAAUAAAAGUACCAUAUCAAUUAUCAAAAGACAUGACCAAAUCAAUCGAAUGGUCAACCAAUAUCUGGCCCCUAGAAUUGAAUAAACCGAAACCCAAAACAGCCGAAGAGAUCAACGAACCCAUGUUCAACAAACUUUGGAGUCCAUUCGAAAUCCAAUGGAUCUUGACCCAAUUUCUUUCAGUCCUAAACUCAGCCUACGAGUCUUUCAAGAACGACCAAGAACUAGGUGUAGGAGUCUUAGUCACAAACCAAUCAUUAGAAUCCAUCCAAAAAGAAGGAGACAUCGAACCUAAUCUAUCAAAUGCAAUAGACAAACGAAACUCUAGCUGUAAUCCACUUUCUCAUUCAUUCCUAAACUUAAUCACAAACGUAUCAAUUCAAGACCAAACCAAUUCUCGUCCGUUUAUCAAAAAAGAAACCCAAAGAGUAAGAAUCGAAGAAGAAGUAGAAGAAGAAAGACCAUACUUAUUAACCAAUUUAGUAGUCUUUGGUACACAUGAACCUUGUUUGUGUUGUUCGAUGGCUUUGUUACAUUCAAGAAUUCAUCAUUUGUUUUAUUUACUUCCGGUUCAUGGAUCAGGUGGAUGUGGUUCUUUAUGGAAUUUUAAUAACUUGAAUGGUUUGAAUCAUAAAUUCUUUGUUUGGAAACUGAAAUUAAAUUUCAAUAUUCCUUUAAUCGAAUUCGAUCCUUGA